AUGGCCCGGACAAAACAAGGCCCGGUGCGGAUCUCGCGGAUCUCGUGGAGACCUAAGCGGCGCACGGUCCUCGUCGCAUCCCUCCUUCUCCAAAACCCUACUGCAGCGAUCGAGGCUGUGCGGCCAGGAGGAGUAACGACGCGGGCGCGUAGCCGCCGCAUCGCCGCUGCCGCCGCCGCACUCCCAGAGGAGAUCCUUGUGUGGGAGAUCCUUGCCCGCCUUCUGGCCAAGGACGUCCUCCGCUGCCGCACGAUUUGCCGUUCCUGGCGCCGCAUCACCUCCACCCCUGGCUUCCUCCUCGCUCACCACCGGCGCCAGCCGUCGGUACCCCUCGUCACGCUCUAUGGGGCAGACAGGAACGGGGGCGGCUCGCAAAUCUUCAAGCACGGCCGUCCCAUCCUCGGUUUUGAUGACUAUGAAGACUUCGAGCUGCUGCUUGCCUCCUGCGAUGGGCUCUUACUGAUCUCCCUCUCUCGCGGCCGAUUCAGCAUCUGUAACCCUACCACGCGGCAAUGUGCUCCACUCCGGGGCCUCACCGCCACCGUAGGACGCAUCAACAUCGCUGCACUGUACCUGCACCACCCGACCGGCGAGUAUCGCGUCCUCUACUGGAAGGAAAGAAUUGGGAACCACCACAAAGCUGCCUACUACAUCCUUACGGUGCGGCGGGGGCAAUUGCCGAGGUGCAUUGGAGCUCCUUCACAUAUCCCUGACAUAGAGAAGGUUAUGCUGCCCUGGGACGGAAUGACUCCUACUAAUUUGGACCCACCCGUCGUUUUACACGACUGUCUUCACUGGGAUCCCGGCUGCGACGCUGGCAUACUUGUUUUCGACACGGUAGUUGAAUCUUUCAGGACCAUGCAUCGCCCGCUGGAUACUCCUACCAGAUUAUUCACUCGUUUGUGCGAUAUGGAAGGUUCCAUUCGCUUUAGCUGCAAUGCUGAUGGUUGGACACUCGCCAAAAUCUGGGUGCUUGAGGACUACGAGAGAGAGGUUUGGUCAUUCAAGUACCAUGUUAAGCUCCCAGAGACAUUCGGUUACAUGGCUGCACUUAGGCAACAUUUGGUUUUGUCCCACAAGGGAGAUGUGCUAGUCUACUGCCCAGUUACAUGUUCCACUUUGACAAUACUGGAAAAUUGCUAG
Messenger RNA from Lolium perenne, 1143 nucleotides. RefSeq names its product F-box protein At5g18160-like. The record is from RefSeq and is a predicted model, not a curated record. Gene Ontology annotation, molecular function: protein binding. Lineage: Eukaryota; Viridiplantae; Streptophyta; Magnoliopsida; Poales; Poaceae.